Messenger RNA from Oikopleura dioica, 297 nucleotides. Lineage: Eukaryota; Metazoa; Chordata; Appendicularia; Copelata; Oikopleuridae. The record is from the annotation of a GenBank genome assembly.
AUGGAAGGUGGAGAUGAUUUUUUCAAGAAGCGCCUCGAGAAGGAUUUGGCCGAACUCAAGAAAAUGAUCGACUCUCAUUUCGUUCAGCGGCAAAAGGAUGAAGAGGAACUCGCUUCUCUUGAGAAGAAAAUCGCUGAACGAAAAGAGAUGAGAGAACAGCAAAAUGCCGAACGAGCUCGAAAGAAUCAGGAAAGACGCGAGCGUGAACUCCGCGAAAAAGAGGCCAAAGCUUGGGCUCAUAAAUUUUUAAUUAUCAAUGUCAAAAAAUUUGAGAUUUCGUUUAUUUGGUACAAUUAA